AUGCGGAAUGUAUAUCAGCUUCAUUUUGACUGUGCUUUUAUAAAACUGGACCCCGUGAAAGCCACGCAUGUGCUUCGCUUUUCUUUGUUACAGGCAGAAACUACGAAUGCCAGUCUCUUACGUGUUCACCUUGAAUGCAGUUUACCUAAUGAUGCAUAUCAACAAGUUAAGAGUUGCUGUUUUAUGUCUGAUGACCCAAUGCUGCUAGAAAUGAGCUUAACGGUAAGAAUGGAAAAUGCCCAACAAGAUUUUGUGGAGCACAGACAAUACUUUCUGGAGAAUCUUUUUGUAGUUUAUGUAGCAAUGGAAAAACCGAAGACCUUGGGUGAUUCCUCAGUAGAUGUGUAUGUCAUGCAUUCUGGGAACAGCCUUGUGCAUAUACAGGAAAUACGGCAGUUGUCACAAAAAGACACAUCACCUGUGGAAUUUCAGCCAACACUGCUAUCUUCAUCAUCUACUAACUUUACAAAAGUUGCUUCUAUUUCUUGUAAAGCUACAUCCUGUGACAGUGAAAGUCCUUAUGCUGACAACAAGAAGAAUAAUUUAUUGGAAGGCACUACAACACUAAAAGCCUGUUUUUCCUGUCCUUUGACGGAAGGGUAUUUUGAUGUAGAUCCUUCUGCAGCAUUGUUUCAUAUAGAACCACAUCAUAAUACUUCAGGAUUUUGGUCCAUAUGGUUUACAAACAAUUUUGACUUCAGCAUUGAACUGAAUGAAGUCUUCAUAGCCAGAGAAACUAAUGUUUUGAAGAUUCUGGACUUUGCCAAACCUUUGACUCUACCUCCAGGCUGCUGGAAUGUAUUUUCUUUGAAGCUCAGUGUGAAAGACACUGUAACAAAUGUGCUUUCUAGUAUUUGUUUGGCCACGAAUGUGGGAGUAAUGUUUGAAAUACCUCUGCAGAUAUAUUCGACUGUGUCCAAGCAGGGAGAUCUUCGUUUUGAAGCAAGUGCCCACUGUGAUGUUCAGUGUUACUUGGGAAAAUCUGAUUCAGCAAAUCUGCUUUGGCAGAAGAGUCUCUCUCUGGACCGUUCUGCCUGGGACGUGGAUUCUGAGCUUGCAAAUGAACUUUAUGAAAGAUGGCAACAAAUAAUACGUGGGGAAGCCUGCAGCAGGAGAAGUAUUUUAGGAUCAGCUCGCUUUAUUCACCAGAAGAAGCCUGAAGAGGAGUCCUUUGCCUUUUUCUUGCCACGGUUGACUACAGAGCCUGGCCUAACGCUCAACUUCAGUGCCACAGCAGUUAAAAGUAGUAUGGUAAAAUAUUUCAUACUAAGAAACCCUUCGUCCUUCCCAGUUAUGUUGCAGCUUCUGCCUCUUUCUUACUACCCUGAUCCUCAAGCUUCACUGAGUCUGCUCAACAAAUGGUUUGGCAUAAAUGUGCAAGCUAUUAAUUUCACAACCACUGAAUUCAGGCUCAUGGAUGAAUGUUCUCACAGGUAUGCACAUCAAGAGGAUCUCAUCAAGAAAUGCAGUUCUGAGCUGCUUUGGUUAAGUUUACAGCCAAUGGAAAGCAGAAAAGUUGGUGUAAUUUUUACACCAAUUGACUACAAAAGAGUAGCUUCCCUUAUUUUAAUCAGAAACAACUUGACUGUUCUGGACGUGAUCAAUGUAGAAGGCUUUGGAGCCAAAGAAUUGCUUAAAGUAGGGGGAAGACUACCUGGUGCAGGAGGAUCUCUUCGAUUCAAGGUGCCAGAAGCUACACUAAUGGACUGCAGACGACAACUGAAAGACAGCAAGCAAAUUCUAUCCAUUACGAAGAACUUCAAAGUAGAGAAUAUUGGGCCUCUUCCUAUAACAAUUUCAUCAAUGAAAAUCAAUGGUUACAGUUGCCAAGGAUAUGGAUUUGAAGUGUUAGACUGUCAGGAAUUUUUCCUGGCUCAGAACUCAUCACGGGAGAUCAGCAUUGUAUUCACUCCUGACUUUACAUCUUCGUGGGUAAUCCGGGAAUUUACACUGGUGACUGCUGCUGAUUUGGAGUUCCACUUCACACUCAACGUGACCCUUCCUCACCAUCUGUUACCGCUGUGUGCAGAUGUGGUGCCAGGACCCAGCUGGGAAGAGUCUUUCUGGAGGCUCACUGUCCUCUUUGUAAGUUUGUCCCUGCUCGGAGUGAUUCUGAUAGCCUUCCAGCAAGCCCAGUAUAUUCUAGCAGAGUUCAUGAAAUCAAGACAGAGGCCAAAUCAUACUUCUUCACCGCAGCAGAACAGUAACUCUGUUGACGUAAUCAGCUCUGAUUCCUACAAGGGAAGCUGCAAGACAUUUAUGGAUUCCUAUAGUUCCUCAGAUAAAGGUAAAGGGAAGGGGUUCCUGUCUGUAGGCACUUCUUCCAGCCGAAGUCAGAAUGCAGCAAAGAGAAGUCCUGCGACCUACAGCCACUCUCAGAAGAAACACAAAUGUUCAGUUUACUACAGUAAGCAGAAAGCAAGCACAGCAGCUGGAAGUGCCAUUGCAACUACUGAUGAGAAACAAAACCAGAUUGCAGAGAACCAAAUCUCAGCGCCAAAAGAGGACAUUUGCACUGAUGUUGUCAGUGAGAACUGGGUAACUCUAAAAUAUGCAAAUGGCAUAAAUGUUAACAAGAAUUUAACUCUUCCAGAAAACUUUCUGGGUAAAGAAGAAAGUGCACUGAAAAAUACAGUUCUCAUUAAAAAUACUUCUUCAGAGUGUGAUCUGAAGGAAGAUCUUCAAACAUGUAUGUUUCCUAAGGAAACUAACCUUAAAACUUCAGAAAAUCUAGUUGAGCUCAAAGAACAGGAGUUCUGUCCUGUGAAGAUGUCCAGGAAGCUACCUGAAAGUCACUUGUCCAGAAAUUCACCUCAGCAACAGCCAGAACUGCAAGAAAUUUCUAGGAAAACCAGUGGGAAUAGCCAGCAAGUGCCUCUCAGGAAUGAAACAGAAAACUGUGAGACUUUAAAAAAGCAGAUCAACCUAAAGCCUUCCGUGGAGAAAAAGAUUAAUAAAGGACCUAAGGAAGAGACUCUGUGCUGCGCAAAAGAGGAGAUUACUUCUUCCGAGCAAGGAGAUGGAUAUAGGAAGAAGAAACCUCAGGAGAAGAAGGAAGGAAAUGUACCAAAUAUGAAUUGGAAUAGAAAUAGAACAUCUAGAAAAAAUAAGAAGAAGAACGUUAAUAUAUCUACAAGGGUCCCUGAGCAGAGUGAAUUGAAGCAUAUGUGCGGUGAAUUUGAAAGGCCGGAUCUGAGAGCGAAUAUUGGAAUAAGAGCCUGGUGUCCUCAGGGCAGCGGGGAAAAUUGUAAAGCAGACCAAAAAGCUGGGAGCUUAUCUCUCUCCCAGGGAGAAACAGAAAGCUUUUAUCAACGGUCCAAAAAGAAGUGUUUGGAGAAGUUUUGUUCUGAUUCAAGCUCAGAUUGUGGAAGUUCAUCGGGAAGUGUUCGUGCGAGUCGUGGGAGCUGGGGUAGCUGGAGCAGUACCAGCAGUUCAGACGGAGAUAAAAAGCCCAUGAUUACUGCCAGGCAUUUUCUUCCAUCCAGAGAGAAUAUUUCACAAAAUGAUUUUCCAUCUGAAACUCCUAUCACUUUAAAUCUGUCUCAUAACAUCUGCAAUACCAGCAGAGACAUGAACAGCAUCCCCCAAUAUCCUGAAACCUUAUGUCCCAAUUUCACUGACAUAGCUGCAGAUCCUGACAAAAAUAAAGGUCUUUACCCAACGGGAGACUUGUGGCCUGCGCAGCCAGUCUGCCUGACAAACAGUUUAAACUACAACCUUGAGAAUAACAUACCGUGCAUGAUCCAAGAAACCCCCUCUGUCCACAACAG
Messenger RNA from Antrostomus carolinensis (chuck-will's-widow), 3770 nucleotides. It is a transcript of the gene TMEM131L, whose product is annotated as transmembrane 131 like. Gene Ontology annotation, cellular component: plasma membrane. Gene Ontology annotation, biological process: negative regulation of canonical Wnt signaling pathway. The annotation marks the transcript as partial. The transcript is spliced from 26 exons. NCBI's taxonomy places the organism in Eukaryota, Metazoa, Chordata, Aves, Caprimulgiformes, Caprimulgidae. The record is from RefSeq and is a predicted model, not a curated record.